Ixodes scapularis (black-legged tick) is the source of this 2426-nucleotide messenger RNA. RefSeq names its product tRNA (uracil-5-)-methyltransferase homolog A. The transcript has 13 exons. Gene Ontology annotation, molecular function: RNA methyltransferase activity; RNA binding. Gene Ontology annotation, biological process: RNA processing. Lineage: Eukaryota; Metazoa; Arthropoda; Arachnida; Ixodida; Ixodidae. The record is from RefSeq and is a predicted model, not a curated record. Bases 583 to 2274 code for a protein of 563 amino acids.
GGACCAAAGUUGAAAGCUGGGCUGGGCGGCUACGCGGGCCGGCUGGGCUAGUUGGUGUGGGGAGUAGGUAAAGCAGCGCAAAAUAGUCCUAAGCUCGCCACAUAAAAAAAAGAAAAAGUUUUGUAGUAUACAAAACAGUGUUAUUUCUUAAUUGGGCUUCUUUACAACUUUCCGGGGCUUUUUUUCUGACGCACAGCUUAUCGGGUGAUAGCCAAAACGUUGGUGGCAACUCUGUGUUGUCCAUGUGCUUGCUCAGUUCACGCAGUUCACGCAUGGUUCACGCUCAGUUCAACCGGUUCAACUAGUGCAACUACAGUGUAGUUCAACCCACGACCAACUCUAUUCAACCGUUCAGCGGUUAACGUUCAGCGGGUUCAACCGUUCAACGGUUCAAAGUUCAACCAUCUGGUUCAACUUUGGCUCAGUUGCUCCGUUUUGUUGGUGGUUGGUGUGUGGUUGUGUUACCGCGUCCAUGCGCGUCCGUGUGCCUGGCUCGCUCCAGCGCUUCCCGUGGCGGCUUUCUUGUGAAGCGUGAGAGGAGUUGGAGACCGCCAGCUAGGUACUGCGUGGAAGCUGUUCGCAAUGUCCACAGCGGAAGGCACGGCUGGAGCGGACGCCUCCGACGAUCAUGACCCAUACUCGUACACGAAGAGGGACGAGUUCACUUCGGAGCUGCACAAGAUCGAGAUCGGAAACCUGCCGAAAAUGUUCGGACACGGGCAACUCAAGAAACUGCUGGCAAACAAACUCAAGCUCAACCCCCACAAGAUCAAGAUUGUGGGCAACAAGUUUGCCUUUGUUUCAUUCAGGUCUGAGGAGGAGAGGGAGAAGGCCUUGGAAACUGUGCAGGGCUUUGUUUUUAAGGGGUGCACGCUGUCAGCCAAGAAAGCUAACCCUAUGGCAGACCCACUUGUGCAGAAGCGGAAGCUGGGAGAGGACGAACUGUCGGUGCCCGACAAGAGGCACUGUGAGGGCAGCAUUGACGACAGGAUCAAGGAGUCCGUGGCCGCUUGGUGGGACACUCCCUAUGAGCAGCAGCUGCAGCAGAAGCAGGACCUGGUGAGGAAAGUGCUGGUCAAGUAUGCCCGCAAGCUGGAGGCCACCAACCCGGCCCUCAGGCCCUGGCUCAAGCAGCAGAGGGAGGCCCAUGGGGGCUGCUGCCCCGUGCUCCCCAUCCGAGCGUCCCCUGUGACGGAGGGCUACCGCAAUAAGAACGAGUUCUCGGUGGGGCGCCACCUGGCCACGGGCGAGGCCACGGUUGGCUUCCGGCUGAGCAGCUACCGUCAAGGCUCCAUGAGUGUGGCGCCGCCCGACGCCCUGCCCAACGUGCCUGCCUCCGCCAAGGCAGUCACACGGUGCUUUCAGGAGUAUGUGCGUCAGUCUGGGAAGGAGCCCUUUGACCCUGAGAGCCACGGGGGCUACUGGCGCCAGCUGACGGUGCGCACCAGCUGCAAGGGACACGUCAUGGCCAUCGUGGUGAUCCACCCCCAGGGCCUCACCGAGGUGACACCACGGGAGGAGAUCACGGAGGAGAAGCGGAAGCUGAGGGAGUUCUUUGAGUCGGGCCCCGGCCAGGUGUGCGGAGUGACCUCCUUGUACCUGCAGCGCUUUGACAAGAAGCGGCCGGAAGGGGAGCAAGCCGAGUUUGAGCACCUCUUUGGCACUACGGAGCUGGAGGAGCGCGUGCGUGGCCUGUCCUUCCGGGUGGGGCCAGACGCCUUCUUCCAGGUGAAUACCCCGGCCGCAGAGGUGCUCCUGGAGGUGGCCGAGGACCUGGCCGGCCUGGGGCCCCGCACCACCCUGCUGGACGUCUGCUGUGGCACGGGCACCAUCGGGCUCUGCAUGGCUGCGAAAGUGGCCAGGGUCUACGGAGUGGAGGUGUGCAAGCGGGCCGUGGAGAACGCCAAGCGGAAUGCAGAGGCCAACGGCAUCGGCAAUGCGAGCUUUGUGCUGGGCCGGGCAGAGGACACCAUGCAUGACGUGAUGCACACCCUGAGGGACAGCGAGGACAUGGUGGCCGUCGUGGACCCGCCCAGGCAGGGGCUGCACAACAAGGUGCUGCGGGCACUCAGAGCCACGGCCAGCAUCAAGAGGCUCGUGUACAUAUCCUGCAACCCAGAGGGGGCCCUGCAGAACUUUCUCGACCUGGCCAGGCCCGCAUCCAACAACUACCGGGGGCAGCCGUUCGUGGUGGUCAAGGCGGCGCCCGUCGACAUGUUCCCGCACACCCCGCACUGCGAGUUGGUGCUGCUGCUGGAGCGCCUCGAGUCCUAAUAAAGGAGGAAGGCCGUGGGCUCCUUCAAACUGGCAACAGUCCAUUUCGGGGAGUGCCAAAGGAGGGCCUUAGGAAAGGCCCCCGGGGAAGCGGUCUUGCAGAAAAGGGUCCCGAAAAUAAAAUACUUUCAGCUGUAUUUCGGUCUAUCAAU